Molecule: messenger RNA, 2826 nt
Organism: Brassica oleracea var. oleracea
Lineage: Eukaryota; Viridiplantae; Streptophyta; Magnoliopsida; Brassicales; Brassicaceae
Exons: 3
Coding region: 1-2826 (941 amino acids)
Source: RefSeq, a predicted model, not a curated record
AUGAUUUCGACAGAGAAGAAAGCAGAUCCGCCGCCGGUGGGGAGUUCUAAACAGACCUACGCAGCGGUGAUUCAGAAAAAUCAGAGUUUGAAGAAGUUCGAUUUUGCGAUUUCAGAAGCAGAUGGGAAACAAUCGAUUGAGGUUCCGACGGAGAUUAUUGAGAAGGGGAGUCCGCUCUGGGAAGAUUUCGUGAUUGCUAGCAUUUUGGAAACGGCACCGCAUGUAGCAAAGGUUCAUGUGAUUUUGAAUAAGAUCUGGGCGUUUGGUGAUAGAUCUCUGAAUCUGGAUGUGUAUGAAGUGGAUUCAACAACAAUGCGAGUCCGUAUUCCAAACAAGCUUGUGCGUGAAAGAGUUUUAAGAAGAGGGAUGUGGAAUAUUGCAGGGGUUCCUAUGGUGGUGUCUAAAUGGGAUCCUAAAGAAGAUGACUCAAAAACGAAGCUUCUAACAUUGUGGGUGCAUCUCACAAACGUCCCUAUGACCAUGAAAUUAUGGGAUAGACUAAGCUUUAUCACCAGUGCUGUAGGAAUGCCAGAUCGAUUGCAUCCGGAAACGAUUGCUUGCACAGACUUUGAAGAGGCGAAAGUGUUUAUCAAAGCGGACAUGUCUAAGGAACUUCCGAAGGAGAUGACUUACAACAUUCAGGGUGAGGAAGUUACUGUUACGUUCUACUACCCAUGGCUACCUCCGAAAUGCACAACUUGUGGGAAAUGGGGACACUACAAGCAGUUGUGUAGUCAGAAGAAGGAGGAACAGUUGGAGACGCAGAGAGAUGGUGUAGAAAACAAGGAGGAUGGUUCUGAUUCUGUAGAGAUACAAGGUAAAGGAGGUAUGGAUGAGCAACAGGAGAGCUGUGUAGGGAAUGAGGAAGAGAAUAAUGAGGUUGAAGAAGGUCAAAUUGUAGAAGGAUGGAAAGAAGUAACUCCAGAAAAAUCAAGUCGAAGUGCUAAGAGUUUGCAGUGUAAGCCGUUACACAUAGUUACAAUGUCUAGAUUUGCUGCUCUGGGUAACUCAAAGGAGGAUGAAGGGGAGGAUGUUCAGGAAAAAGAUGAGAAUUUUGAGGAAUCGGAUAAAGAGAUAGAAGAAGAUAGUAGUGAGGAGGACAAAUCUGAGAUGGAAGAAGUAGAAGAAAGGCAGGGAAGGGAAAUUCUACCUCGACAAUCAAAGCUGAAACACAAGGUUCUAACGGUUGCUUCGAAUCAUGCUAAGGGUAAAGACCCUGGCAAGAAAAGAGAUGUUCGAAUGACGCCAGUUUAUAAAAGUGGGCAGAUGAUCACUUGUUCAGUGCUUCUGCAAGGAGAAUCUGAAGAAUUUUUCUGCUCUUUCAUCUACGCUUUGAAUACGGUGGAAGAGAGGAAAGAGUUGUGGGUAGAUAUGCGUAAUCACAAUGAAGCUCUGAUGUUCAAGAAUAAAAAGUGGAUGAUUCUGGGAGACUAUAACGAGAUUUUGGAUGGAAGUAGGCAUUCUGCUUUUGAGAGUUCACCAAGAUUACCAAUGGGUAUGCGAGACUUUCAGGAGGUGGUAAGGGAUUGCAAGUUGAAUGAUAUGGGGUACCAAGGUCCGCAAUUUACUUGGUGUAAUAAAAGAGAGGAGGGUUUGAUUUGCAAAAAGCUGGAUAGAGUGCUCAUCAAUGAAGAAUGGUUGCUAAAUACACAAGCUUAUAGUGUUUUUGAGCCGGGAGGAUGUUCAGAUCAUUUACGUUGUCGAGUGCAUUUGAAAAAGGAAGAGAGGAAGAAAAGAAAACCAUUCAAGUUCACAAAUGCAAUAGCUGGAAUGCCUGAGUUUGAAGAGUUGUUAGUAGAGCACUGGAGAUAUCGAGAGAAAUUGUUCCACUCUACCUCAGCCAUGUUCAUGCUUACUAAAUGGCUUAAGGAUCUUAAGCAACCUUUGAGAUUUUUGAGUAAACUAAAGCUAGGAGAUUUGCCAAGGAAAACGAAGGAAGCUUAUCAGGUUCUUUGUGCAAAGCAACAAGAGACUUUGGAUAAUCCUUCACAAGAUAGAAUUCAUGAUGAGUUGCAAGCUUAUGAGAAGUGGAAGGGGGCAGCUGAUUUGGAGGAAGAUUUCUUGAAACAAAGAUCAAAGAUGCACUGGUUAGAUGUGGGGGAUGGGAAUAACAAAUAUUUUCAUAGCUGGGUAAAGAUUCGAGAGGUUAGGAACCCGAUUCAUGAAAUUCUUUGUGCUGAUGGUUCUUUAGCCACAACAGAGGAGGAUAUAAAAAGAGAGACUGAGCGCUACUUCACGGAUUUUAUGACCUUUCACCCACUGGGGUAUGAAGGAGCUGAGGUUGAUAAUCUUCGAGAGUUGCUGGGAUUUCAGUGUAGUGAGAAGGAUUGUAUAAUGCUGGAGAAGGAAGUUACUAAGGAAGAAAUAAAAGGGGUUAUAUUCAAGAUGGCAGACAGUAAAGCUCCGGGGCCAGAUGGGUUUACUUCGGAAUUUUUCAAGAAGUCUUGGCAGGUUAUAGGUGAUGAUGUGACCGUGGCUGUUCAAUCUUUCUUCUUGAAAGGGUUUCUUCCUAAGGGAGUGAAUUCUACAAUCCUUGCUUUGAUUCCAAAGAAAGAAGAAGCCAAGGAGAUGAAAGACUAUCGAUCCAUCUCGUGCUGCAAUGUCUUGUAUAAGGUAAUAUCAAAGCUUCUGGCGAACAGAUUGAAGAGUAUUUUGCCAAAAUUCAUAGCAGUUAAUCAGUCGGCGUUUAUUAAAGAACGGCUUGUAAUGGAGAAUGUGUUGCUGGCUACAGAAUUGAGCACUGAAAGAGAAAAAAACGGGGCGAUAUUGAAGGCGAUAAAAAAGACGAUCUCGAGGGUUCCGAUUACCGCUGUCACCGGACAGUAG